AUUCUCUCUCUCUCUUCACUCACCCUCACCGCAAAAAUCUCCUUUUGAGAGCGGGAAAAAGAAAACUCUGCUCUUCAUUUCUCAACAGGUGAAUUAGGUUUUCUUUUUUUUGCUGAAUAAUAAAUCAAAAUGGCAAACCUAAUCGAUAAAGAUCAAGAAUGGCUACUCAAUUGCCUGAAUGCCACUCUCGAUCCUAACCAGGAAAUCCGUUCCUUGGCCGAAGUUUCUCUUCGCCAAGCCUCUCUUCAACCAGGUUUUGGAGUGGCAUUAUCAAAAGUUGCUGCGAACAAGGAACUUCCUUUUGGAUUGCGUCAGCUAGCUGCCGUACUAUUGAAGCAAUUUAUCAAGAAACAUUGGCACGAAAGCGAGGAGUCCUUCGAGCCGCCUGCUGUUGCAAUUGAAGAGAAGGAAGUUAUACGGAGCCUUCUUUUACCGUCGUUGGAUGAUUCUCAUCGGAAAAUGUGUACUGCAAUUAGCAUGGCUAUUGCUUCGAUUGCUGUUUAUGACUGGCCUGAGAAUUGGCCUGAUUUAUUGCCGUUUCUUUUGAAGUUGAUUAACGAUCGAACUAAUGUGAGCGGAGUGCAUGGAGCUCUAAGGUGUCUGGCUCUUCUCUCUGGGGAUUUGGAUGAUACAGUGGUGCCAACACUAGUACCAGUUUUGUUCCCAUGCUUGCUUACAAUUGUAUCGUCACCUCAGAAUUAUGACAACUACUUGCGUAUGAAAGCCCUUACAAUAGUUUAUUCUUGCGUGUCUGUGCUCGGGAUCAUGAGUGGUGUAUAUAAGACAGAAAUCAGUGCCUUGAUAACACCAAUGCUUAAACCAUGGAUGGAUCAGUUCUCUGUUAUCUUAGAACCGCCUAUGCAACCUGAAGAUCCUGAUAAUUGGAGCUUGAGAAUGGAGGUUUUAAAGUGCUUGAAUCAGUUUGUUCAGAAUUUCCCUAGCCUUACUGAAAGUGAAUUCAUGGUGAUAGUUGGACCCUUGUGGCAAACAUUUGUAACAUCUCUAAGUGUGUACAUGCGGUCAUCAAUUGAAUGUACAGAAGAUCCCUAUGGAGAUAGAUAUGACUCUGAUGGUGCUGAGAAAAGUCUUGAUGCAUUUGUCAUCCAGCUUUUUGAGUUUUUGUUGACCGUUGUGGGCAGUGCAAAAUUAAUGAAGGUAGUUAAGAAUAACAUCAAGGAGUUGGCAUAUUACACUUUAGCUUUCCUGCAAAUGACAGAACAACAAGUUCAUACUUGGUCAAGGGAUGCAAACCAAUUUGUUGCUGAUGAGGAUGAUGCUACUUAUAGCUGUCGUGUUUCUGGUGUACUUUUGCUAGAGGAGGUGGUGAAUUCUUUUGGCAGUGAAGGAAUUUAUGCUAUUAUAGAUGCCAUGAGAGAGAGAUUCAAUGAGUCUGAACGAGAAAAGGCUGCUGGUUCAGCAGCUUGGUGGCGAAUAAGGGAGUCCAUCCUCUUUGCUUUGGCUGAUCUCUCAGACCAAUUGCUUGAUGCAGAGGCAUCAGGGAUGAUCAGUGUGAAUUUAGGAAACCUUGUAGAGCAGAUUGUCACUAUAGAUGUUGGAACAGGGGUGCAUGAAUAUCCCUUUCUUUAUGCACGUAUUUUUACAUCAGUUGCUAAGUUCUCCUCUGUGAUCAGCCAUGGAGUUCUCGAGCAUUUCCUCCAUGCUGCUGUCAAGGGAGUUGGCAUGAAUGUGCCUCCACCUGUGAAGAUGGGUGCUUGUCAGGCACUUUCUCAACUCCUGCCUGAAGCUAACAAAGAAAAUAUUCAGCCUCAACUGAUGGGCUUGUUUUCAUCUCUCACAGAUCUUCUUCAUCAGGCAUCUGAUGAAACAUUACACCUGGUGCUUGAAACACUGCAAGCAUCUAUUAAGGCAGUUCGUGAAGCAGCAGUAUCAUUCGAGUCUGUUGUCUCACCUGUAGUUCUUAAUACAUGGGCAUUGUAUGUUUCUGAUCCUUUUCUCAGUAUUGAUGCCAUUGAGGUUCUGGAGGCCUUGAAAAAUGCUCCUGGUGGUAUUCAUCCAUUGGUUUCUCGAAUUUUGCCGCAUAUCGGACCAAUAUUAAAUAAACCUUACCAGCAGCCUGAUGGAUUGGUGGCCGGAUCACUUGAUUUGGUGACUAUGCUAUUAAAGAAUGCUCCAAGUGACGUCAUAAAAGCCAUAUAUGAUACUUGCUUUGAUGCUGUUAUUCGAAUAGUCCUUCAAAGUGAUGAUCACAGUGAAAUGCAGAAUGCCACACAAUGUCUGGCUUCAUUUAUAUCCGGGGGGAGAGAAGAAAUACUUUCUUGGGCUGCUGAUUCUGGAUUCACAAUGAGAAGUUUGCUUGAUGCAGCUUCAAGGCUUCUCGACCCUGGUAUGGAAAGCUCUGGAUCUCUUUUUGUUGGGAGUUACAUUUUGCAGCUUAUUUUACAUCUACCAUUGCACAUGGCAAUGUAUAUCCGAGAUCUAGUUACUGCUCUUGUUAGACGAAUGCAGUCAGCUCAAAUAGUGGGGUUGAAAAGUUCAUUAUUGCUUAUUUUUGCUAGAUUGGUCCAUAUGAGUGUUCCUCAUGUUGAACAAUUUAUUGAUAUGCUGAUUGGUAUACCAGCUGAAGGCUAUGAAAACUCCUUUGUUUAUGUGAUGUCAGAAUGGACUCAGAAGCAAGGCGAGAUUCAAGGGGCUUAUCAAAUUAAGGUCACAACCAGUGCUUUGGCCUUGUUGCUAUCCACUAGGCACGCUGAAUUGAAUAAAGUUAAUGUGCUAGGACAUCUAAAGUCUGCUGCAGGAAUUACCACUCGGUCAAAAGCUAAAUUGGCCCCUGAUCAGUGGACUUUAGUGCCUCUUCCUGUAAAGAUAUUGGCUUUGCUGGCAGACACCGUGAUUGAAUUCCAAGAACAGGCAAUGGCUGAUGAUGAGGAGAGCGACUGGGAAGAAAUUCAAGGAGGGGUGGCAGAGUCUAAUGAUAGUUUGCUGUCCUCUGCUGCUGCUCCAUCAUUCGGCAGAACUACAUAUGGCCAACUUGAAGCAAUGGCGAAAGCAUAUAAUGAGAAUGAAGAGGAUUGGGAUGAUGAUGAUCUAUUGAGUGUUUCCGAUCAGCUCAAUGGGAUUAACUUGGUAAAUUAUCUUGCGGACUUCUUUGCAAAGUUCGUUCAUAGCAACAGACAGCUGUUUGAUCAUCUUUGCCAGAGUUUGGCACAGGCUCAACGUGAUGCUAUACAGACAUUGCUACGAUGCUGAGCUGCGUGUUUGGGGUUCCAUGGAUAGGGUUUUCUUAUGUUUGAAAGAGUUGAGUUUGAACCUGGGCCCUUUAUUGUGGGGGAGAGCACAGCUGCUAAUGAGGCCAUGCUUCCACCACACCAGGGUUGAUUAUUGGGUGCUAGGGUUUUUUUCCUUUGCUUUUUGUUUUUUUCCCCUCUUUGUUGGGUUGGGGGCGUUCGGGUUGAUUCUAUUCAUUGACUGAGAUAACUUCCACCAGUUGCUUUGUAAAGCUAACGUGUCACUUUAUUUUUAAUGUAUAUACUUUUCUUUUCAUGUAAAGUUUGAUUCUUGUUUCAGAAACUUA
Molecule: messenger RNA, 3532 nt
Organism: Populus nigra (black poplar)
Lineage: Eukaryota; Viridiplantae; Streptophyta; Magnoliopsida; Malpighiales; Salicaceae
Exons: 33
Coding region: 130-3207 (1025 amino acids)
Biological process (GO): protein import into nucleus
Cellular component (GO): nuclear envelope; cytosol
Molecular function (GO): small GTPase binding
Source: RefSeq, a predicted model, not a curated record